UCCAAUUCGAAUCUUACCCGGAGAGCUCGUGCGUUUGCUGAGGAGCAGCUGGAGAGAGAGAGAGAGAGUGAGAGUAUUUUGAAUGUUUUGCGGAAAUAGCAGGCCGCAUGGUGUGGAGAGGCACUUUAAUUUAUUGUGAUCUGUGACGGGAAUCCAUGCGUGUGCUGUUUUAAAAGAUAAAACUUACUGGCUUUGAGAGUUUCCAGGUGACUCUGUUCGAAAGAGGAAGUGGGUGGAGAUCAAGAAUAAGGAAGUAAAGUUAUUCCUAGACCUAACUGCAUCCUUUGGGUUGAGUUGAGCUACUCUGGCCACACUUCAAUACCAUGGGAGCUGAACAGAGCACUUACGAUAAUAAACAACCAGAAUGUCAUGCCUCUGCAACAAAUUCGCCAGCAAAGCAAAGAGCUAAAAUGGAUGAUAUCAUAGUUGUUGCUACAGGAACGCAGCAACCUGCUCGAACCACGUGGAAUGAUCCCGAUGUUAUUAAGCUUCAUGAAAUUCCUACUUUUCAACCUCUGCUCAAAGGACUAUUAAGUGGUCAGACUACAACCAGCGGCAACAAAUUGGAGAAGCUAGAUUCACAGCAAGUCCUAAAACUCUGUUCACGCUACCAAGAUCAUCUACGCCAGUGUGCGGAGGCAGUGGCUUUUGAUCAAAAUGCACUUGUUAAGCGAAUCAAGGAGAUGGAUCUGUCCGUUGUUGCCUUAUACAGUGUUAUGCAAGAGCGACAGAAAAGAUAUGCCAAGUAUGCUGAACAAAUACAGAAAGUUAAUGAGAUGUCUGCAAUACUCCGGCGUAUACAGAUGGGCAUAGAUCAAACUAUUCCGCUAAUGGAGAAACUUAAUAACUUAUUGCCAGAGAAUGAAAGACUUGAACCUUUCAGCAUGAGAGCUGACAAAGAUGUAAAGUAUCAGUAGACUAUAAGCUCCACCUUCUAUCCUUCAUUAGAUAUGUAAAUAGUCACCACCCAAUCUGCAGUUUGGAUAUUAAGUCAGUGAAGUGUCACCUGUUUCCAGGUAUAUUGAGCAUUUUGUUGUAAUGUGCUCUUCUGGCCCUCUUCCAAAAUGCUCUUGAUUAAGUGUACCAGCUAACACCAUUAUGAACCUUUUUCACCCAGUUUUGGUGGAAGGAGUUACUUAUUAAUGAAGAGACUGCUGAAGUUAUUUGUAGAGAUUUGAGGUCAAAUACCUGCACCAAUUUGCACUACUACAAAGCAGUCAGCACCAUGGUAGCCACUACUAAAUUUUGAAUUAAUGCAUGCAAAUAGGACACAAUACUAAUACCUUGAUUUGAAGACUUCGCUUAUUAAUUAAACUGUUUGUUGGUGUCCUGUAGCAUUCUUACAUGGCUAAAUGUGCCUUGUGUACAUGUUUGAAGCAUCUCAAGACAACAUGGUGGUUUUCCUCUUUAAUAUGUAAAGAUAUCUGUUGUGCUUGGUAGAAAAUAUGUUGAGCUUGGCACUUGAAUAAAUGA
Molecule: messenger RNA, 1473 nt
Organism: Chiloscyllium plagiosum (whitespotted bambooshark)
Lineage: Eukaryota; Metazoa; Chordata; Chondrichthyes; Orectolobiformes; Hemiscylliidae
Gene: borcs5
Product: BLOC-1 related complex subunit 5
Biological process (GO): organelle transport along microtubule; lysosome localization; positive regulation of anterograde synaptic vesicle transport
Cellular component (GO): cytoplasmic side of lysosomal membrane; BORC complex; synaptic vesicle membrane
Source: RefSeq, a predicted model, not a curated record